This is a messenger RNA of Tricharina praecox, 1716 nucleotides long. RefSeq lists its product as uncharacterized. The transcript has 5 exons. NCBI's taxonomy places the organism in Eukaryota, Fungi, Ascomycota, Pezizomycetes, Pezizales, Pyronemataceae. The record is from RefSeq and is a predicted model, not a curated record. Bases 1 to 1716 code for a protein of 571 amino acids.
AUGUCUGCUUUGGGAGGUGUUCAAGGAUACGGCCCUUCAAGUGGGCACGGCGAAAUCGAUGAGUCAGAGCAAGAACCACCGAGCAGCCAGCAGAGAUAUGGCUACAACUCCGAUGACAGUGAUAACGACCUUAUGUACGAGGCCACCUACUCUAUAGAUGAAGAGGCCGAGACCGAGACCGAGGGAGAGGCGGAAGAAGAUGCGGAGGGAGAGGAGGAGUUGGAGGGAGAGACGCAGGGAGAGGCGAUGAAGGACGGAGACAUCAAGCUGCUGGCGAAGGUAGAAAGGGCUAAACCUAUGCAGAAGGCCAUUCAAGUGCGUAAGGCGGCAGGCGAUAGCGCCAGGCCGUAUCCUGAACUCGUAAUCCCUCCCACCGUCCGCAGGAAUAAGAUUGAUCCCAUGGAGCGCCUUCGGAUGUCGCCGGUCGAGAAUCCUGAAGCCCAGAAUCCCAAAGCAGGCAAAGGGACCUGGCUGCGUCGUAGGAUGGGAAUCCCCAGUGGAAUCCCGCUGAGAGACCAAAAUAGGGCGGCCACAGCCUUAUACACCAAAGUGCGGACGCUCUCAAAGCAGGAGUUGGAUCGCCCUUACACAUGGUAUUCAACACAAGGCCUUACCACUGACAUGAUCAACCGAGUCGUGGCUGGCAUGUAUAAAUACAGCUGGGAUAAACGCCUUGCCAGAGAUGUAAUGAUGAGCAUCUGCCAGAGACGCUGCCAGAACAUCAACAGGCGCGAAAAUCGGGCGAGGCGCGCAGCUGGCGAGGAGAUCAAACUUGGACGCCGAAAAACCGACUACUCAGCCACCUACGACGACCCGAUGGACUUUGUGCCGACGAUGAAAGCCCCCACCUACAAUGACCCGAACGACAAGCUUAUAGCGAAUAUGAAAGACCUUCCCGUAAAUGAUCCGACCGACGAGAUUUUAGCGAAUUUGAGGGCCCCCAUCUACAAGGACCCGACGGACAAGCUUAUAGCGAAUAUGAGAGCCCUUCCCGAAAAUGACCCGAUCGACAAGAUUCUACCGAAUUUCAGAGCCCUUCCCGAUAAUUCGCCUAUUACCACAUCAGCCAAACAGCGCAAAGCCAACUCGGUCGACAAGAUUCUACCGAAUUACAGAGCCCUUCCCGAUAAUUCGCCUAUAACAUGGUCAGCCAAACAGCGCGGAGCCAAAAUGGGCCCGAUUCCCUACACGGCUACAAGCCAGAGAAAGGGAAGGAUUGACAAGAAAAAGACACCACGGGCCCUACCUCCUUCGCCGCACGUCCCCGGACGGCGUAUAGCCGGCCCUGACCACGUGGCUCCAAGUUCCGCCGAUCGCAAACCUCUCAAUACCUCCACGGUCUCAAUACUGGUUGCUGCUGACGAUUAUGACCUCUUCAUGCAGGCUAUCGCAAAGGGUCAGGUCCGCCAUACAAAUGGAAUGAUCAACAUCACCUUGACCUUGGAGAACAAGCAAUCAACUGGCUCAGAUCCGGAGGGUGACGAAGGCAUUCAGGUUCAUUCGAGUUCUGCACAGCCUGUCACCGACUCACCGGUUAUUCGAAAGCGCAAACCUAACGGCAAAGCGAUGGAAGUUGCUGAGACAGAGACCCAAGAUCGUGGCACCUCCCAGACACUAGUUCCCAGAUAUCCGUCACACACAUUGAAGAGGGUAUCCUCCGAAGAAGACAGUGCCAAGGCCCGAGGCAAUAAGCGGAUAGUGAAGCCCACUAAUUGA